GGCUGUGCACAACUUCAAACCCAAGCUUGGCAUCAAACAGCGAGCCCUCAGAUAAACCAAACAAACAGACCGGGGAUCGCGCAGAGGGAGGCGGCCCUGGAAGUGGAAUAACAACACAACCAGAUCUCGACGCCUUGCACUUUGCAAACUCUUUGCAUUUCCACUUUAUGAUCCAUCUGUCUUGCAUGCAAUUGUAUCGAAUUGUGAGGUUAUUGUCAUGCGAUCAUAAUGACCUGUUUGUAGCGCUAGUGUCCGCCCUGUGAUUGCGCUUUGAUGUAGGCCUAGAGGCCGAUCAGAGAUCAGAUUACAUGCUUUAGAUCGCAGCCAUCCCCUGCCUUUGAUCUCCACGCUGAUUUUGUCUUCAAUCCGGGGAUUCCUCUGGACUGAAGCAGCGCAGCCGGGCAGAGAGCACAUCGCAUGGCUGGAAUGGUCUGGAGCCCUAUGCAGAACGCAUAGGAGUGGAUAUCUGUCUGAAACUACACUCAUUCAGCCAGGGAAAGGACAACUAAAGAACCGAUCAGACUGCAGCAGCACAUACCAGACUCAUUCCACAGUAGCCCCUCAAAAUGGCCUGGAUGUUUGGUCACACCUGGUUACUUCUACUGACAUUUCAUGUAAUAUACUCAUCUCUGGUUCCUGUGACGGCGGAGGAGGAGACCAGGGAAUGCAGGGAACAGGAGUACAAGGAUCAACUUGGGAACUGUAAACCCUGCAAACAGUGUGAUGCAGGACAGGAGCUAUCAAAGGAAUGUGGCUUUGGUUACGGAGAGGAUGCCCGGUGUGUGCCCUGCAGAAGCAGCCGCUUCAAAGAAGAUAGGAGCCUGCAGAAGUGCAAGCCCUGCCUGGACUGUGGCCUGAACAACCGCUUCCAGAAGGGCAACUGUUCCACCACCAGAAAUGCUGUGUGCGGAGACUGUCUGCCAGGGUUUUACAGGAAAACUAAGCUGAGCGGAUUCCAAGAUAUGGAGUGCAUACCAUGUGGGGACCCUCCACCUCCAUAUGAACCACACUGCAGCGGGCGGGUGAACCUGGUCCCCAUCCCCCCGGUGGUGACCAGCCCUCGGGACAUGGCCCUGGCAGCAGUCAUCUGUAGCGCUCUGGCCACAGUGCUGCUGGCCCUGCUCAUCCUCUGUGUCAUCUACUUCAAGAGACAGCUGCUGGAGAAGAAGCCCAGCGCAUCUCUAAGGUCCCAGGAUGGUCCGUACAGUGGAGCAGAGUUGUCGUGCCUGGACCGACGGAAGCUCAAUGACUUCCCUCAGCGCCCAUGCUGUCAGUGUCACCACGGGCCAGGCCACACCUGUGGCCCAGUGCACCUGAUCCCCUCCCUGUGCUGUGAUGAAAUCUGCAGUCUGGGCCGGAGCAGAGACACCAGCCCCUUCCAGUCCCAGAUCAGCCUCAACGAGGGAUGCAGCAUAGACCCCUGUGAGGAGAACGUCCUGGCCUGUCUGAAAGCCCAUCCAGAGCCCUGCAUCUCCAGAGAGGCUGGCGAGACAUGGCCACUCAUGCAGAACCCCGACUGUGUCGAGAGCUUGGGACCGCCGCGCUGCAACCCAGAACCCACAGAGAGGUGCGAUGUGGAGGAAGAGGGUGAGGAGGGCGAGGAGGAAGAGGGGUGCACGUUAAGUGAGGACACACAGGAGAAGCCAACUGAUCAGAGCCAGGAGAAGACUGGUGCCCUGACAGAGGUCCUCCUUCCAAAGCAGCAGCCAUCUUCACUGGAAGGAUGACAUGGAUUUAGUUGGCUCGCGUUCCACCCUUGAACCACCCUGGACCGGAAAACAGUCCAGAAAGAUCCCGUUUCAGAUUACAUUAGCCCACACACCAAUUUCAAAAAAGUGUGUGGCACACAAUCUCUUUCAAGUGGCUUGUGACCCACGGCCUUCCGUCACGCAUCUGAAGCGACUAUGUAAAUAAAUGCAAACAAAAGCACUUCACGGCAAAAUAAAGCACAAGAGCAGAGACUGAAAAGAAAUCUAUGCACAACGUGAUGUUGCCGUUCCAGAGGCUGAUAUAAUGAAGUUCAAAUGAUGAUAAAAUGACUGUUGACUGGUACAAAGUAAAUUGAAGCCAUCCCCUUUGUUUCUGAUGUCUGCUUAAGAAUGUCUUACAUCUACUUAUGUAGUAAACUAGCAGCAACAGUAUCACAGAUCUGGCAGUGUGACUAUUGGUGUGUCUUAAUAACUGACAACGUCUCCUUAAAGGGCCUAAGAGAAGCAUGUCAAAACGGACGUCUGUGAUUUCUGGUGCUCAUUGAAGACAGUCUAGAUAAUACUGAACAAGACCUUUUAAGGAUUGGACCCUUUGUUUUCAAAUUUUGCCUAAAAUGACAUACCCAAAUCUAACUGCCUGGAACUCAGGCCCUGAAGCAAGGAUAUGGAUUUUCUUGGUACCAUUUGAAAGGAAAUACUUUGGAGUUUGUGGAAAUGUGAAAGGAUUGUAGGAGAAUAUAGCACAUUAGAUCUGGUAAAAGAUAAUACAAAGACAAAACCAACAGUUUUUUUUGUUAUUUUUUAGUACCAUCAUCUUUGAAAUGCAGAGAAAGGCCAUAAUGUAUUAUUCCAACCCAGGUGCAAUUUAGAUUUUGGCCACUAGGUGGCAGCAGUGUACCUGCAAAGUUUUAGACUGAUCCAAUGAACCAUUAAAUUUCUGUUCAAAAUGAUGUAUCAAGACUUCCCAAAUGUGCCUAAUAUGUUUAUUAAUAACUUUUCAUGUUUAAAACUGUGCACUCUCCUCAAACAAUAGCAUGGUAUUAUUUUACUGUAAUAGCAACUGUAAAUUGGACAGUGCAGUUAGAUUAACAAGAAGUUAAGGUUUCUGCCAAUAUCAGAUAUGUCUAUGUCCUGGGAAAUGUUCUUGUUACUUACAACCUUAUGCUAAUCGCAUUAGCCUACGUUAGCUCAACCGUCCCGCAGGGGACCCACCGAUCCUGAAGAACAAUGAGGAAUGUUUGUGUGUGAUAUCAAAUUGGUUGUAGAUCUUGUAAAAUAGAACAUAGGUCAAUAUUUUUGUAACGUAGACAUGACUGACUAGUGACAAAUAUGCCUGUUUUUUUCAGUUGCAGUAUUGGUGGUUGUGCAUACUUUUUAUACACUUCCACAAUUAACUUUAAUUUGAUAUAAUUGUCCAUAUUUGUAAAUAAACCACUUCAACAAGA
Molecule: messenger RNA, 3154 nt
Organism: Salmo salar (Atlantic salmon)
Lineage: Eukaryota; Metazoa; Chordata; Actinopteri; Salmoniformes; Salmonidae
Product: tumor necrosis factor receptor superfamily member 19
Biological process (GO): positive regulation of canonical NF-kappaB signal transduction; positive regulation of JNK cascade
Cellular component (GO): plasma membrane
Molecular function (GO): signaling receptor activity; protein binding
Source: RefSeq, a predicted model, not a curated record